Messenger RNA from Cyclocybe aegerita, 912 nucleotides. The record is from the annotation of a GenBank genome assembly. Lineage: Eukaryota; Fungi; Basidiomycota; Agaricomycetes; Agaricales; Hemipholiotaceae.
AUGGAGCGCAAAGACCUCGACAAUUUGUCUGACUUGAAGGCACUGGUCAUUGCCGGAAUCCUGUCUGGGUUUGCCUACGGGGCAGUCGUCAUCCUCUUCCUCGACUGCCUGCAGGUCCUCCUGAACAAGACCACUCUUUCCCGGCGAAAGCAGUUAACUUUUGUUGCCUACAUCACGUUCAUGUUCAUCACGAGCACCAUCGCUCUCAUCCUCCCCUUUGUCUCCCUGAUCAACUCCAUCGGUUCGAAUUUCUUCCUUGAUUUUCGAGUGAUUCUCGGUCGAGAGGUUUCGUCGCCAUAUAUAAUGGCGUUCUGGGGAGCAGACGGCAUGAUGAUUUGGAGAUGUAUUAGUCUCUACGAAGACGCACCUAGAUACAUCUUCAGGCCGGUUUUUUGGGCGCUCGCUGGGCUUGCGCUGUUUUCUCUGGGUUGGGGAGGCUUCUGCCUCGUGGUCAGAGUGUCCUUCACUCAGAGCUUCCUCCCAGCCUUCACGGUCCUUACAAACAUUCUCCUUGCCGGCCUCAUUGCCUCUCGUCUCUUCUGGUAUCAACGCCGCGUGCAGCGUGCGCUCGGAAAAGCCCAUGGUUCUCUUUACACGAGAGUAAUCGGCAUAUGCAUCGAGUCAUGCUUGCUCAUCGUCCUGUUCAAUAGCGUCUUCCUCGUCCUCUACCUCACUUCCUCAGUAUAUUUUUCAACGCUGGUUAUGGCGCUUCUGCUCACGCAUGCAUCCGUUCUCUCGCCGCUGCUCCUCAUUUGCCGCAUUGCGCAAGGCAAGGAUGCUGUUACUCCAAUUAAGACCGAAGACAUACAUCUGGCGAUCGAGAAAGUGGAUAUGGCAAGAGCCGACUCCGAAAAUCCACGACGCCUCUCUCCCCUGCGUUUCCAGGGUUCUAGUUCAACGAGUGCUGCCUAA